CCGACGCCAUCCGAUGCUUUGCUGCCCCGCCGCGGUCGACGUUCCGAGCUCGCCCGACGGGAUGUGCGUCUGAGCGAGCCGUUCGUCCACAAGGCCCUCGCCAUGAGCCUCUGCCAGGAUCCCGUCUCUGUGGUAACGACUCCGCCGGGAGCCAGGGGUGGAGUUGGUGGUGGAGUUGGUGGAGUUGGUGGAGUUGGUGGAGUUGGUGGAGUUGGAGUUGGUGGAGUUGGUGGAGUUGGUGGAGGAGUUGGAGUUGGUGUUGGAGUUGUUGGAGUUGGUGGAGUUGGUGGAGGAGUUGGAGUUGGUGGAGUCGAGGUGGGUCCGGCGUGGUGCCGCGGGCCCUCCGGAGCGGACGAGCGUGGCGAUGGCGCUUGCCUGCGUGGCAGGGGCUUGACGCCUGACCUCCAGCAGGACCUGCAGAUGAUGGAGCAGCGUCAGCGUGUCACCACCAUCCUGCAGAGCGAGGACUUCCGCGAAGACCUGGAGUCCCUGAUCGAGGAGCGGACUCGUUCGGGCCAGGACCCCUCGGGCCUCCUGGCCCUGCAGCAAGUCGCAGACUUCAUGGUGGGGGGAGUCGCCUUGGGGGGGGCUCACGGAUUCCACGCCGGCCCCUCAGGCCCCAUCAACGACCUCCCUGUGGGCCUCCUGGCCGGCUACGCCAAGGGCGAGAGGCUGCUUCGCUGUAAGGUGGCGGCCUUCUACCGCCUCGCCGAUCUCAAUGGCUGGGGAGCAUCGGCGCACACGAACCAUGUGUCGGCUCGCGUAAACAAGGAGCAGGAGCACUUCCUGGUGAACCCGUACGGACUUCUGUGCAACGAAGUGACAGCAUCAAGCCUGGUGAAGGUGACCCUGCAGGGCACCGCGGUGGAUCCGGCCCUGGGGGGUGCGGCCGUGGCGUCCGGCUCCUUCUCCCUGCACGCCGCCGUCUUCGCCGCGAGGCCGGACGCUCGCUGCGUCGUCACCGUCUGCACGCCGGCCACGGCCACCGUAUCUGCACUGCGUUGUGGGCUUCUCCCGCUGUGCCGUGAGGCUGUGGAGGUGUCGCCCGUCUCCUAUUGGGACCACGUGGGGGGAGGGGUGGGCCAGGCCCAGGCCCAGCUGCUGCCGCCCGCGGACUUCGAGGAGCUGCACAGGAGCCUGGGACCCUCCAACAAGGUGGUGGUGCUCAGGAACAAGGGGCUGCUGGCGAUCGGGGAGAGCGUGGAGGAGGCCUUCCUCAACAUCCACAACGCCGUGCGGGCCUGCGAGGUGCAGGUGCAGGCCAUGUGGGGCGGCCGCGCCGUUGACAACUUGCUGCUGCUGGACCCCCAGCGCUACCGCUCACGACGCGUUGCCGCCACCACCGGCACCACCACCGGCACCACCGGCACCACCACCGGCACCGCCACCGGCACCACCACCACCGGCACCACCGGCACCACCACCGCAGGGGGCGGAGCGACGCUGCCCAGCUGGAGACGUGGGCAGCAGGAGUUCGAGGCACUCAUGAGGAUGCUGGACAACAUGGUGAGCGUGUGUGUGUGUACGUGUGUGUGUGUGUGUACGUGUGUGUGUGUGUG
Messenger RNA from Petromyzon marinus (sea lamprey), 1559 nucleotides. Lineage: Eukaryota; Metazoa; Chordata; Hyperoartia; Petromyzontiformes; Petromyzontidae. The record is from RefSeq and is a predicted model, not a curated record.